UCUUCCUAGAGCACUGGCAGCAACCGCAUCAUGGAAGGGUCGAGGGAAGACGAUCCGAUAUGCGUCAGUGACAGCGAAGAAACAGUUCAAAUGGAAACCAAUGGGUUAUCUCUCAAGACUCAGGAAAUCGAGUCAAAAAGAAAGUGGGAGACAGCCGCAGACCUCAGCAGCCGCUUUUGCAGUAACCAACAUGAAAGUCCAUGGGAAGGUGGUACAGCGAAGCACAUCGCAUGCCAUUCGUCUGGGCACCAAGGUCACUCUUCGCAAGAGUGGCCUCGAUGGAAUGAUGGUUCGCUCACUACCACGCUAGGGGAAGUACUGGCCCCCGACAAGUCUAGUCCAAUAUUCAGAGCAUGUAAAACAAAAAACUCAGGGAAGAGAUUCAAGAGAAGGAUAUGCUUUACAUGCCGUGAAGAAGGUCACUAUGACCGUCAGUGUCCUCAAAAGUUAAGAGCUAUAUCUGCCAACCUGUCAAAAGUAGUAGAAGAGUGGCCUCUAUGGAAUGAUGGUUCACUCACUACCUCACUAGGGAGGCAAAGCAGUAACCAACAUAAGAGUCCAUGGGAAGGCCGCACAACGGAGCACAUCGCAUGCCAUUCCUCUGGGUACCAAGGCCAAUAUUCGCAAGAUUGGCUUCUAUGGAAUUAUGGUUUGCUCACUACCUUGCUAGGGUGGCAAAAAGAUUUCCGCUUUUGCAGUAACCAACAUGAAAGUCCAUGGGAAGGCGGCAAAACAGAGCACAUCGCAUGCCAUUCCUCUGGGUACCAAGGCCACUAUUCGCAAGAGUGGCCUCCACGGAAUUAUGGUUCGCUCACUACCUCACUAGGGAGGCAAAAAGAUUUCCACUUUUGCAGUAGUCAACGUGAAGGUCCAUGGGAAGGCGGUAGAACAGAGCAUCAGGACAAAAUGAAUGGGAUAAUCACUUGUUUGGUUUGUGGCAAGGAAGGACAUUACAGUUGUGACUACCCUUUCAAGGAUCAGGAGCACAAAGUCUUUUGCACACUCUGUAGCAAAAAUGGCCACUGUAGCAUGUGGUGUUGCCAGCAGAACAAGUCGGAGAGUCGCGCUUGCACCCGCUGUGGAGAGAUAGGGCAUACUGCUAGUACACAUGGUCUCGGUUGCUCAAGCUGUGACGAAUAUCAUCUGGAUGGAGAGUGCCGACUGAGCGAAGUUAAAUGCUUUGUUUGUGAAUGUCAGGAUCAUUAUCUUGCUCAGUGCCCCUUGAAUUUCCAAGGUGCUCUGUGGCUUGCACUAUCAAAACGAGGCAGCACAUCAUCUACACCUGCCAAGUGUUCCGCAAAAUCAGAAGAAAAAGUACUUAGAGCCGAUGGGUCUAGUCCAAUUUGCUUUACGUGCCGUGAAGAAGGUCACUUUGCCUUUCAGUGUCCUCAGAACAGCCCCAGCGUGUCCGAAGAAUUUGAAGAGAGCAGCACUAUAGCUACAGCCACCAACCUGUCCAAAGAAUUAGAAGGCCAGGACCCUGGUACUGCCAAACAAUCAUCAGAAACAAAGCCGAUAUUGUACGAUCAGUGUUGCCCCUCAAAAGCAAAAGUACUGACCUCCAACAAGUCUAGUCCAAUGGUUAGAACAUGUAAAACAAAAACAGAAGGGGAGAAAAGGAUGUGCUCUACAUGCCGUGAAGAAGGUCACUAUGCCCGUAUGUGUCCGCAGAAGUUCGGAGCUAUAUCUGGCAACACGUCAAAAGAAUUAGAAGAGAGCAGCACUAUAGCUACAUCCUCCAACAUGUCCAAAGUAUUGGAAGAACAGGACCCUGGUACUGCUAAACAUUCAUCAGAUAUGAAGUGGGUUCUUCGAUGUGUUAGCUGUGGUCAGGAAGGGCACAAGGCCAGGAGCUGUCCAACACGAGUGUUUGUAUGCUCCUUAUGCAAUGAAGAAGGCCACAAAGCCAAGAAAUGCCCUCAGAAGCGCCAGAAGCGUUAAGACUGCCGCACCAAAAGCUAUCGGUUAAGCAAACAGUGAUACACACUAU
This is a messenger RNA of Triticum urartu, 1990 nucleotides long. Lineage: Eukaryota; Viridiplantae; Streptophyta; Magnoliopsida; Poales; Poaceae. The record is from RefSeq and is a predicted model, not a curated record.